AAGUGGGCGGGGCCGCCCAGCGGAAAGGCCCGCCGCCAUCUUGGAUCGGCUGUGAGGGAAGAGGAGGGGCGGCGGCGACGAAAGAGGGAAGAAGAAGGAGAAGAAGGAGAGGAGGAGGAGACCUCGCCGCCGCCGCCGCCCGUCGCCUCCCCGCCUUGCGCCCUUCCGCGGCUCCCGCCCGGGACGAAACGCUGCUGUGGCCUCCGCUGCCUCCCCAGCCAAGCUGCCCAGUCACCAGCCCCUCGAGCCCAGUGCCACAAUGGCAACUGCACCUUACAACUAUUCCUACAUCUUUAAAUACAUCAUUAUCGGCGAUAUGGGUGUAGGAAAGUCGUGCUUGCUCCAUCAGUUUACAGAAAAGAAGUUUAUGGCAGAUUGUCCCCAUACAAUUGGAGUCGAGUUUGGUACCAGGAUAAUUGAAGUUAGCGGCCAGAAAAUUAAGCUGCAGAUCUGGGACACGGCGGGACAAGAGAGAUUCAGAGCGGUCACACGGAGCUACUACAGAGGAGCUGCGGGAGCUCUUAUGGUUUAUGAUAUCACUAGAAGAAGUACGUAUAACCAUUUAAGCAGCUGGCUGACGGACGCAAGGAAUCUAACUAACCCAAAUACUGUGAUCAUCCUCAUAGGAAAUAAAGCAGAUCUGGAAGCCCAGAGAGACGUGACAUAUGAGGAAGCCAAACAGUUUGCCGAAGAGAACGGCUUGCUGUUUCUUGAAGCGAGCGCAAAAACAGGCGAGAACGUGGAGGAUGCGUUCCUAGAAGCCGCCAAGAAAAUCUACCAGAAUAUCCAAGACGGGAGCCUGGAUCUGAACGCGGCAGAGUCAGGGGUACAGCACAAGCCUUCAGCUCCACAGGGCGGCCGGCUAACCAGCGAACCCCAGCCCCAAAGAGAAGGCUGCGGCUGCUAGUGACCUCGGUUCCUUGGCUCUAUUUGUGACCUUUCACCUCUGUCAAGAGCAGUGCUUUUUUUGGGGGGGCUGCUUCCGUUUUCCUCUGCACAUCUUACCAGGUUUAAUUAAAACUCCCGAGGCAAAGAGUUUUAACACAGUACUAAACUGCUAAAGAAUAAAAUAAAAAGAGAAAAACUUUAGAUGUAAUCAGGUUAUCAAAGGCAAGUAGAGUCAUACCCCCAUCCCUGCAUGGUAAAUCUAGACGUCUUUAUUCCCCCCCCUCCUCUUCCCCUCCCCAUAAUCGGUUGUCCUUGUGAAUAGAUGUCACCGAUUCAUGAUUUACAAAACAGAGCUCUGAUGCUGGACCUCAUGAUUUUCUCUCUCUCUCUCUCUCUCUCUCUUUCUCCCUGCAGAGCUUUGUCUCUCGUAAAGAUUAACUUUGUUAGCUUCAGCUUUUUCUCCCAAUCUGUAACUGGUCUGUCCUUUUUAGUAACAAAAAAAGAAAAAAGAAAGGAAAAAAAAAAGAUUUGCUAUGAAACUAUUUCCAAGGAUAGAACGGGAUCCUGCGUAGAUUGCUUUCAUUGGGAAAUGUGGUGGUGGCUGGGAAUUUUUUUUGGGGGGGGAGGGGGGAAGAGGAGGGAGAGGACGACACAUAUCGCUGGGCCCCCUCCGUCUUGGCCUAGGACAUGGUGCGGAUCUCAAACCCCAUGUCUUGAGGCCGCUGACACCGCUCCUCCCUAUUUUUACCCAUACGGGCCCUUAUUAUUAUUAACCAAGCGUAAAUAUGUAUAAAUUUUGACCAAACCAAGCUAGACACUCGAAUACACCCUGUGUAUAUGAUUUUAAUGAAGAAGGGGAGGGGAUAAAAGUCCUUGAUGACUGGCAUUAGAAACUUAAAAGUGAGAUAUCUGUACAGCUCCACGAAAGACGGCCAGGUUAGUGAGUGCAGGUCAUUUGUCCACUCCGGUUUAGCUUGAUGAUGUUUGGCGUUAAUGCAGUGCCCAAAGGUAUUGCUAGCCCGAGCGUAGGACCUCUCUGCCCUCUCUCUGCCCUGCGAGCAACCUACUACUCUCUUUUUCGUUGUUGUUGUUACUCCGGGUCUCGUGUACUUGAGGAUGUGCUAAAUCGCUUUCCCUCUCUCUUCCCCCACUCAAAAAAAAAAAAAAGCAAAAAAAAAAAAAAGCUCUGCAUUUAUUCCAGCUGCGUUGCCCGCCUUGUUGUGUAAGAAGGCGGGGCUGUUGUCGCACAUCUGUAUGCUUCUGGGAAGGGUCUGUUCUAAACUGGACGGUCGCAAGCGUGACUCUUGCGGGAGUUUGGACUCUGCUGUUGGACACUACAGUUCCGCCGGCUUGGCUGCCGAGAACUCUUCCCAAUCUCCCCUUUACUGAGAAGGGCGGGCCCAUAAUAUGGAGUCCCCACCCCACCCCAAAAACCUCUCUCCACCCUUAAUUGUUCUCUUGAUGGCAAUCUGGUUUAAGAGAAAAGGAUGAGCACCUUUGAUUCUGUUGCCCGCAGUGUCUCAAGCGACCAUGCCUAGACACCCCCACCCCUCGAUGACACUAAAACCAGGCCAUGUUCCAGUGUGCAAAAGCGAAAGGGGAUAAGCAGCAUAUAAUGUACAGCCGACGUGUGAACCUUCGAAACCGCCAAAAAAAACAA
Messenger RNA from Ahaetulla prasina, 2548 nucleotides. It is a transcript of the gene RAB14, whose product is annotated as RAB14, member RAS oncogene family. Gene Ontology annotation, cellular component: trans-Golgi network; recycling endosome; Golgi apparatus. NCBI's taxonomy places the organism in Eukaryota, Metazoa, Chordata, Lepidosauria, Squamata, Colubridae. Gene Ontology annotation, molecular function: GTP binding; GTPase activity. Gene Ontology annotation, biological process: endocytic recycling; phagosome maturation; defense response to bacterium. Bases 260 to 907 code for a protein of 215 amino acids. The transcript has 8 exons. The record is from RefSeq and is a predicted model, not a curated record.